This is a messenger RNA of Culicoides brevitarsis, 3481 nucleotides long. RefSeq lists its product as uncharacterized. Gene Ontology annotation, molecular function: myosin II head/neck binding. Gene Ontology annotation, biological process: regulation of focal adhesion assembly; positive regulation of stress fiber assembly. Gene Ontology annotation, cellular component: stress fiber. Bases 337 to 3402 code for a protein of 1021 amino acids. NCBI's taxonomy places the organism in Eukaryota, Metazoa, Arthropoda, Insecta, Diptera, Ceratopogonidae. The record is from RefSeq and is a predicted model, not a curated record. The transcript has 11 exons.
UUAAAGCUCAAAAAGGUUUAAAUACGUUAAAGUAAACAAUCUUUGAAGGUACUCGAAAGUAAAAAAAAACCCUGAUAUUUCAUUAACUCAUGAACCAUUACACAUAUAAGUAUUAAUGUGAAUACAUACUAAAAGAAAAUUAAAUACAGUUACUCAUUCAUAAAAAGCACAUAAAUAUGUUUGAGAUCCACAAUUUUAAGCAAGUAACAAAAAAAACAAAACAUAAACUUUAAGAUCAAUGAAACAUUAAAUCAAUGAAUUACUUAAAUAAAAUUGUUUCAUCUAAAUAAAAAAAGAAAGUAAAAAAUUCAAUGAUAAAUAAAAAACAAAAUAAAUAUGUCAUCUGAAAGUUUGAAUAAACAACCUAAAGAAUCAAGUGAAAUAUAUUUAACUCAAUCCGAAAAAUCUUCAAGCACUGCCCGAAAGAUUGACUCUUCGGACUAUGUACAAAGAUGUAGGAUUACAAAAUCUACUCCGCCUUCUCCUGCGUAUAAUCCAAUGCAAUUUGUUGCUGUUAAACCAGUUACGCUUUUUAAACCUUUGGAAAAACAAGAAAAUUUGGAUAGUAUGUCUCGCAAGUCAACCUCACAUGUUAAACACGACGACGCAGAAGAAUGGCAAUCGGAUUUAGAUAGUUGGAAAUGUUCGAGGCGAAAACGUGUUGAACAUAUUAUAGAUAGAGUUGUAGAAGUAAAAAAACUGGAGUCAAUUGACUAUGAAUUAAACAAACGUAAAUCAAAGACGUUUUCAGAAAUGAUAGAAAAAAGAGGGGCUCAAAGAAAAAUUUCUGUCUCAAUUUUCAAAGAUGACGAAAACGAUUUAAGUGACCUUGGUAUUAGCAAAAAAACACCACAAGAGAUACAAGCUGAUCAGUAUUCUUCAAAUGAAAAAACAAAACAACAUUACGAAAAAAACACCAAACCAAAUAAUAAAAACCUUGAUUUAAUGUCUAAUGAUCAAAAUGAAUUGACUUAUCAGAAUGCUAUUGAUAAAUAUAAAUCACGCGUGAAACAAGUGGCUCAAUACGGCAGCAAUAUGAAAAUUUUAAGAAAAACUGAGCCUCAUUUUAAUGAUAAUUUUUUAUCCAUCGAUUUGGAGAAUGGUAGCAAAGAUAAAUAUUUAAUGACAAAAAAUGAUCUGCCAAAGACUGAUUUUGCAAAACGUCGUGAGUUGUUUGAAUUAAAUGAAAAACCAGAAAAAAGUAACGAUGAAAGUGGUGUUAAAAGUCCUGCAAUAGAAAACAUAUUUUUUAAAAACUUUAAAGAAAGAAUAUCCUGCUUCGAAAGAGACGAAAUAAAAAGUAAAGACGAAAAUCAAACUGUUUUAAAUUGCGAUAAAACAUCAAAAAACAUAUCUUUACAAAAAACAAAUCUAGAAGAUGUUCCAAUAAUACAUUCAAUAAAAGAACGGGUGUCCAAUCUUCAAGCUUGUUUUGAAUCUUCUAGUGAGGUAAAAAUUAAUUGUUAUAGCAAUAAAGAUGUUGAUAUUAUUUAUGAAAAUAAAGAAAAAUCAAUUAACAAAGACCCUACUCCACCAACUUUGGAAUCAAACAUUGGAAAUAGUACGUAUAUUGUAAAUGACGAAAAUAAUAUUUCUUUACUUGUCUCACAAAGCAUUGAAGAAAAAAAGUCAAAAUUGGAUCAAAAAAACGCUACACCCUUAAAAACGACUCAAAAUGAUAUUCAAUUAAAAUUACCUAAAAUAGAACUGAAUUUAUCCACACCUGAUUUGGUACAAUAUGAUGGCAACUACAGAGGAGAAAAAAUAUUAAACCAUCCAGAUAAUAAAAAUGUUUUUGAAGUACUUGACAAUGCUUUACAAGAAAUUGAUAAUGAAAUGGAGUUAAAAGAUUCGAGUGCUAGUAUGCACAAUUCAACGAUAAUAAAAAGAUUAAAUGAUGUAGAAACAGAAAUUGGUGCAUAUUUUUUUGAUAAUAAUAUAAAAGAAAAUUACAAGGAAUCAAAAAAUAAUGAGUUUUUAAACGAUAAUUCAUACUACCAAGCACCUCAAACAAAACCCAUCCCAUUCUAUGAAAACGUAACCUUAGCACGUCCACCAAAGGAAAAACCACCACCUCCGCCAAUAGAAAAUGAAAUAUGUGAUAUUACUGGGAAGUUAUUUAUGGGAAGUUCAUUAACCGAUAAAAAAAAAUAUAAAUCUAAACCCAUUUAUAUAAAGCAGGCGAAUAAUACAGAUGUAUUACAAAACAACGAGUUUUGUGAAUUAAGAGUCCCUAACUCGCCUAUUAUGAUUAAAUUUUUAGAAGAUCAAAAACUGCAACGAAAGUUUUUGAAAAAAGGAUUUACUGAUUCUGAUACAGGUGAAAGUCGUGAUUCUGGUGUAUCUGAAAAUCAUUCUCGUCAAAGCAGUGGUCCUAUUUCAUUUGAAGAAUUACAAGAGGCAUCAUUAAAAAUUCACAAUAUACUUGAUUUGGAAAUCAAAGCUUUGAAUGAAAAUCUUUUGGAACAAGAAACAAGAGAAUUGAAUAUUCAAGAUAGACAAAAUAAUAAUGUCACGCAUCGACUAAUGACUUGCAUUUUUAAAACGGAUCAUAGAAAAUCUAUGCCUGAAUUACCCCUAACAAAACCAUAUCCACAUGAGAAUCAGUCCAAGGGCCCGGCUAAACCUUUACCGUCACAAACAAUUAUAGAUUCAUCAUCAUAUAAAUCUGUUGAUGCACAGUUAAAUAGACAAUCUGCUUUUUAUUCCAAAAUUGAGAAAGAACCUUUUUUCAAAAUUAAAAGUCCUUUAGAAAAUUCAUUGAAUGAUGAUAAUGUUCUUUAUGCAAACAAAAAAGAAGAAAGUAUCGAUAUAAACGCACUUGAAUCGAACACUAAUACUUUUGAAACUGAGUCCGAGAAUUGGUACUUAAAUUCCAAUAACAAAUAUAAUAGCCGUGACAAAAUUCAAUGGCCAAUACAAGAAAAAUCCGAAAACAAAAACUUUUUUAACCAUUGGUUAAUACAAGAAGCUGAACAACGUCGUAUAGAUCAACUGAAAAAAGCAUGUUAUAGAAAUAAAAAAUCGUUGCCUGAUUCAGUGAUACAGACGAUAACACAACGUGUUAAAAAUAUGGGUAUAGGUUGCGUAGCACGAUAUAACGAAAACUUAAGAUGUGCGCAUAACCAUCCAAAAAAUAGUGAAGAAGAAUUGAAAGAAACAGCUUUAAGUGUCAGUGGAAAAAAAAAAUGCACUUUUUGUCAUGUUGAACUAGGUCGUGGAGCUGCGAUGAUUAUAGAAAGCCUACAGUUAUUCUACCAUAUUGAAUGUUUUAAAUGCUUUGUUUGUCAUGUACCGCUGGGCGACGGUCUUGGUGGAAUAGAUGUUCGUGUUCGAAAUUACAAGCUACAUUGUCAAAACUGUUAUUCAAAUGAUGAAGGUGUUAAGUUUAGCUGUGUAUAGGUAAUGAAAACGCCAGAAGAAAAAACGGAAAAUCCAAAAACCAAUGUUUCAAUGAGUUAAAUAAUAAAUACUUUUUUGA